Molecule: messenger RNA, 2727 nt
Organism: Rotaria sp. Silwood1
Lineage: Eukaryota; Metazoa; Rotifera; Eurotatoria; Philodinida; Philodinidae
Source: the annotation of a GenBank genome assembly
AUGCAACUUGAAAAAAAAACAAUGAAAUUUCUCAUACAAUCAUAUGCUAUAUUAGUAUCACCUAGUUUAGGUCAACCUGCUUGGAAACAUGGUCGAUCAGUUAAAUUAAAACAUAUGGAAAUUCAACAAUUACAAACUUCAUUACAAAAAGAAAUUGAUGCUAAACAACGAAUACAAGAAGAACUUAAAGAAUGUCAAGCUGAAAAUAUUCUUAAAGCUGAAGAAAAUCUUCGUUUAAAAGAAGAAAUUGAAAAACUUCAAAAACAAUUAACUUAUGAACAAUCAAAACAAUUAACUAAAUCACCUGUUACACAAAAUGAAUUAUCAACAUUUAUGAAUAAUACUUCAAUCGAUCGAUUUCUUCGAAAUGUUACUGCUGGUUUAUCGGAUUCACCAGCAUUAUUAAAUGAUACAAAUAAUGAUUUAUCUGUCACAUUUGAUGAUGGAAGUAGUGGUGGUGAUGAUUCAUCACGAACAAUGUCUGGAUCAAUUAAUAAAAAUCAAACAAUACGACCUCUAGUUCCAUUACGAAAUGAAUUACAUGAUUUUAUGAUAGCAAAUUUCCAUGUAACAGCUAUGUGUGAUGAUUGUCAAAAUGCAUUGAUUGGUAUUGUUCGACAAGGUUUUGUUUGUCAACGUUGUAAAUUAAUUUGUCAUCCGGAUUGUAUGGAAAAAAUUUCAACAUCAUGUCGACCAUCAAUUAAAGAUCGAAAUCGACCAAGUUUACUUGAUCAACAUAUUGUUCGCAUUCCAAAAGCAGGUGGUAUUAAAAAAGGUUGGAGUAAAUAUCAAUUAUUAAAUUUACAAACAAAAUUAUUAUUCUACGAAUUAUCAUCUGAUAAAGAUCAAAAAAUAACUUGGCCACAACCAGCAUUUAUAAUUGAUCUUACAGAUGAUGAAUUUACUGUUUCAUCAGUAACAUCAUCGGAUGCAUAUCAUGCAAAUAAAAAAGAUGUUUCAAGCAUAUUUAAAAUAAGUGUAUUAAAAGUAUCAUCACCAAAACAAUUUCAACAUACAUUAAUUUUAACAAAUAAUGAAUCAGAAAAAAAUCAAUAUGUUAAUAUGUUAUCAGAUCUUUCAAGUAAAGUUAAAACACUUAAACAAACUGGUUCUACUCGUGGUGCUAAUUUUAUUGCUAAAGAAUUAUUUGAUACAUCGAAAUGUUCAAGUUUAAAAGAAACAACAGCUGCUGUUAUUCUUGAUCAAGAUCGUAUAAUAGCUUGUGGUGAAGAUGGUCUUUAUUUACUUGAUAUUUCAAAAGAUACAUCAACAAAAUUAAGUGAUAAACGAGUUCAUCAAUUAUCUGUAAUUUCAAAUGGUGAAUUAUUAAUAACAUUAGCUGGAAAACAACGUACAAUACGUCUUCAAUCACUUAAAUCUUUAAUUGAACAUCCAUUAUCAUCAUUAGAUAAUAAAAUAAUUGAAACAAAAAAUUCUACAACAUUUGCUAUACAUUCAAUAUCAUUAAUAUUAUGUGUUGCUAUUAAAAAUCGUAUACUUGUUUAUCAAUUAUUUUCAACACCAAAACCAUAUCAUUAUUCAUUUAUAAGAGAAUUUAAUAUAAUACAAAAUGUAACAUAUUUAGAAAUAUUAACAAUUAAUAUAAAUCAAACAGAACAACAAAUAUUAUGGUAUGGAUAUCCAUCAACAUUUGUUGCACAAAGACUUGAUCAACAAUGUCCAAGUGUAUCAUUAUUACGAGAUGAAGAUCCAACAUUACAAUUUUUUCGAGAUAAACCUAUUGAAGCAUUACGUGUUGUACCUGUUACAAAUUCUUCAUCAAUUAACGAACUUUUACUCGUAUUUCGUGAAUUAGGAAUUUAUGUAAGUUGUUCAACAGGAAUGCGAACACGUCAUAGAGAAUUAAUGUGGACAGCAUUACCAAUAUCAACUGCUUUUUCUGAUCCAUAUUUACUUAUAUAUACUGAAAAAUCAGUUGAUAUAUAUGAUGUACCAUCAGCAACAUGGUUACAAUCAUUACCAUUAUCACGAACACGUUCAUUAACAUCUGAUGGUUGUAUUUGUUUAUCUCAUGAUUCUGAACUUCUUAAUCAUCAUUCAAAAUUACUUUAUCUUAUACAAAAAACAAAUUUAAAUCCAUUACUUAAUGUACCGGAACGUGCAUCAUCAAAAAGUUUAGCUACACGUGGUGGAAGAUUUCGUGUUGGUAGUAGUGUUGUUGGUACAAUUAAAUCGACAACAUCAUCAUCAAUAGCACCUAUAUCAGGACCAAAAGAUUUUACACAUAUAUCACAUUUAGGUAAAGGUGAAGGUUUACAAAUAAUAUCAGGUUUAAAACAAGUUAGUCCAACAAGUACACUUUCAUCAAUAAAUCAUAGUAAUAGUGGUUCAACAUUAAAUACAAAUAAUCGACGUUCACUUAUAUCUGGUCCACAAAAUUUUGUUCAUUUAACACAUAUUGGUCCAUCGGAUAUUUCAACAUUUGCAUCAGAUUUAUCAACAACAAAUACAACAACAAAUAAAGCUGUUAUAUCAGCACCAAUGAAUUUUCGUCAUCAAGUACAUAUUGGACAUAAUGAUGAAAUUGAUCAAUUAAAUAAUACUAAUAAUUCGAGAAAAGGCGUUAUAUAUGAACAACAAACGAACAGUGUCCCACUUAAACAACAACAACAACAACAGCAAGUGACUAGUAGUGGUAAUUCAACAUUAUCAUCUCAAUCUCUUUCAUUUAAAGAUGAAGAUGAUAGUGAUCAACCUCUUGAAUGA